Molecule: messenger RNA, 883 nt
Organism: Aphanomyces astaci
Lineage: Eukaryota; Oomycota; Saprolegniomycetes; Saprolegniales; Verrucalvaceae
Exons: 3
Coding region: 17-793 (258 amino acids)
Source: RefSeq, a predicted model, not a curated record
GCGGAAGCCAACAAACAUGGAGGAAUCGAAGCUAUUGCGGCUACAUGACAUGCUUCAGAAGCUGCGGCCCAAGGGCAAGGGCGGUCUUGGCUCCAGUGGAGGUCUCAUGUCCAAGAACCAAGGACCUCGCGACGAUGGGUUGCCCGACAACGGACUGUACUCGAUGUUUGUGCGAGAAGGCCAUGGUGGGUAUGUACACAAGCACUUCGACGACAAGAACGAUGCCGCGGAUAACAACGACGAGUCGGCUGACAAGAAAAGCAAGGACAAGAAGAGCAAAAAGGACAAGAAGCGAAAGCUCAAAGACCAAGUCGACGAAGACGAGGGGGUUGAAGAGGUUGUGGCCGACGUGACGAAAGCCAGCAAGAAAGCCAACAAGAAGGCCAAGAAGGCAUCCAAGAAAGCGGUCGAGACUGAAGAACCAGACGUCGAAGUUACAAAGAAGAGCAAGAAGAGCAAAGUCGUAGAGGCUGAAGUCCCCGAAGAGAUUCAAGAGCCCAAAGCCAACAAGAAGGCCAAGAAGGCAUCCAAGGAAGCGGUCGUGGUUGAAGAACCAGUCGUCGAAGUUACAAAGAAGGACAAGAAGAGCAAGAAGAGCAAAGUCGUAGAGGCCGAAGUCGCCGAAGAGAUUGAAGAGCCCAAAAAGGCCAAGAAGAGCAAAAAGAACAAGGUGGAAGCAGAGGAGGUCCAAGUCGCAGUCGUGGACGAACCAGUGAAGAAAACCAAAAAAUCCACAAAAUCUGCACAAGACGAGCCCAAAAAAGUCAAAAAGAGCAAAAAGGACAAACAAUAAAAAUCCGUCCGAAUAGCGUCGAAAUCGUCCAAAAGUUUGGCCUUGCCUGAGAUUGCAAACCUAUUUGAAUGUGGACCGUCUAGACUGCGA